This is a messenger RNA of Osmia lignaria (orchard mason bee), 2874 nucleotides long. Its product is annotated as gamma-tubulin complex component 2. The record is from RefSeq and is a predicted model, not a curated record. Gene Ontology annotation, molecular function: microtubule minus-end binding; gamma-tubulin binding. Gene Ontology annotation, cellular component: gamma-tubulin complex; microtubule organizing center; spindle pole. Gene Ontology annotation, biological process: microtubule nucleation; meiotic cell cycle; mitotic cell cycle. Lineage: Eukaryota; Metazoa; Arthropoda; Insecta; Hymenoptera; Megachilidae.
GUUUUGAACGUAAAUAUACAUUUCAAAUGAUAAGUGAAAUAACAUUUUUAAAACAUAUUUAAAUAUGCUGACAAUUUUAGCAAUUAUGAUCCCAAUUAGAAUGAUAUACACGUAAUAAGUAUUUCUUCAAUGAAUGUACUAUAUAUAAAUACAUAUAAUAUAUUUAUUAAUUUAAAAUAAUGAGUGAAUUUAAAUUACAUCAUUUAGUAGUUGAGUUAAUUGGAUUAUUGGGAUCAUCUUCAGCACCAGAAAAACAUGUAGAAAGACUUCAAAAAGAGGGGAUACCAACAAGUGCAAGUGCUUUAACUGUUGUGGCAUCACAAAGUUCUAUUCGUAACUUAGCAAGAAAUUCUCCUGUCCCUGAAUUAUUUCUUCAAAAAUAUGAAGAAUUGAAAGCAAAAAAGGUUGAUUUAUUAGGCUUAUUUAUUCAGGUUUUAGAACUUAUAUCCGAAGAUAAAGAAUUAAAAAGUUAUUUGGCUAAACAAGCAUCAACAUUAACAUCAAGCUCUACAAAAAAUUCUGCUAUUACUACGGAGGACUUACCACAGAUUUGUAAGAAUGUAAUUAAAGCUGCAGUAGAGGGAGAGAAAAAGUUAAACAAGCAAGUAAACACAGUUGCAAAGAAAUCAGAACCAUCUGUGAUAAAGCAUAAUUGGGUUCAUGAGAGACCUAGAAUAACCUGGGACUUUUAUAAUGAGCCAAAUGUGACACCAUGUCAAAAAGUUGUACCAGUGGUUUCUCAAGAAUCUAUAUUAUUGUGGGACAUUUUAUAUUGCCUAAAAGGUAUAGAUGGAUCUUAUAUUGUUUCUGAACCUUUAACAGGUCUAUAUGCGGUGAAAACAUUUAAUAUAUCUCCAGAUGUUGGUAUAUCAUAUAAACAAAUGACACAACAAAUAUUACCUCUUGCUUCUCAUUAUUCCAUGACAGCUAGAUUUGUUGAAGAAAAGGUUUUACCAGAAGAUGGUCAAGUGAACCAUGCUUUGAGGGGAGCUAUAAAAUGUUUAUUAAAAGAUUAUUUAUUGUUUGUUGUCCAGUUGGAAAUGGAACACGUACGUGGUAAAUUAAAUUUGCAAAAAUUAUGGUUUUAUAUUCAACCCACAAUGAUUGCAAUGUCCAUUCUUUUUCAAAUUACAUCUACUAUAUGUAAGGCAAAUGCAAAAGGUGGGAAAGUACUUAGUCUUUUGCAUGAACAAGCAAAUAAUAUCAGUGGAGAAGCAAAAUUUAAAGAAUUAUGUUUGUUCCUUAUACAAACGGCAAGCGUUCCAUACAUGCAAAUAUUGGAAAAAUGGGUAUAUAAGGGUGUGAUAUGUGAUCCAUAUGAAGAGUUUUUUGUAGAAGACAAUGAAUUAAUUCAUAGAGAAGAAUUACCUAUUGAUUAUUCAGCGGAUUACUGGGAGAAGAGAUAUACUAUGAGACCAGAAAGAAUUCCCACAUUUUUAAACGAACAUGCACAAACAAUUUUAAGAACUGGAAAAUAUUUUAAUGUAAUUAGGCAGUGUGGUAAAACAGUUCAAUGGGGAAAACAAGAACCUUUAAUUUAUCAACACCAGGGUCAAAAAUACAUAGCUGCCAUCGAUAGAGCAUAUUCUGAAGCUGCAAAAACUUUAUUAGAAGUUCUUAUUCACGAAAAUGAUUUAAUGGGUCGACUUCGUAGUGUGAAAAGUUACUUUCUUCUUGCACAAGGAGAUUUUGUAGUUCAAUUUAUGAAUUUAUGCGAGGCGGAAUUGAAUAAAAGUAUGUAUGAUAUUGUCAUUCAUCGAUUAGCGUCUCUGCUAGAAGUAGCAUUGCGUAUGUCGACCGCAGAUUCAGAUCCAUAUAAAGAUGAUCUGAAACCUGAACUUUUACCAUAUGAUCUUCAGUUUCAAAUGUUUAGAAUACUCUCCAUUCAAACCAGAGAUGAAAAAGAAUAUUGUUUCCAAACUGAUAAAACUUUAACUGGUUUGGAAGCGUUUGUAUUUAAUUAUGAUGUUAAGUGGCCGGUUUCUUUGAUACUUAACAGAAAAGCAAUAGCUUGUUAUCAAAUGCUAUUCAGGCAUUUGUUUUACUGCAAGUAUAUUGAAAGACGUUUAUGCAGGGUGUGGGUCAGUAAUAAAAUUGCAAAAACAUUUACUCACAAUGUAGCAAUGUCAUAUAGACAAGCAUUUUCUUUACGGCAACGAAUGCUCGAUUGCAUUCAACAUUUGGCGUAUUAUAUGAUGGUUGAAGUUAUAGAACCAAAUUGGCUUACAUUUCUAAAUAAAAUGAGCAAGGUCAGUAACGUAGACGAUGUUUUAAGUGUGCAUCAAGACCUACAGGACAGUUACCUAAAAGAAUGCAUGUUAACAGAUCCUGAUCUUCUUGGUUGCAUAACCGGCAUUUGUGCUGCCUGUCUUGAUUUUUGUAAUUUUAUGGAGCGUAUGAGCCCAUACUACAUUGACGCCGAAUUGACUUCCAUGAUUGGCGCCUAUCAGGAUGAUGUCUAUGAUUCUGAGGACGAAGAGGGUGAUACGUCUAAAGAAAAUGCUGCUAGUUUCGAGGAAAUGAUCGUAUUGCUAGAUGAGAAAUUUACUCAAGUAUUAAUACGUCUUCUAGACAGAAUCUGUGAUUUGGGAUGCGAUAAUAAUAACGAGAAGCUUCUCAACGUUUUUUGUAGGCUAGAUUUCAAUUUAUUUUAUACCGACAUUUUGAUACAACGUGGAAGAGAAAAGACAACACAAGAAGAUGUUUCGGGUUAAAUAUCAAUGAUCCAUAUCCAGUAGAAUAUUGCAUAAUUAUGGGUAUAUUAUACAACCUCUCUACAAGUUUUCAUAUGGUAUUUGUAUAUAACGUUAAAACGUCCACAAAAAAUAAGAGUUGUACUGAAAGUUGUUGAUUGAUAAAAAAGGUUCAAUUUAA